GGUGAGGGUUGGGCUGGCAGUGGUGGACUGCAGCUGGAACAGAGUGCUAGAAGGCAGGCGGGCGCAGCACAUUGAUUUCGUGAGAAAGAACGUGCGAGUGCUGCCGCUGCUGCUCUGCGGCAAUCCGACCUACUACGGGGCUCCCAACAUCUUGACCUGCGCGGAGGCCCUCCCGGGGGCUCAUUACAUUGCAGGGUACCGGCGGCAUGCAAAUUUGCUGCUGCAGAGUUUCACUUGGGGCCCCCACUUUUUGGAGUUAAACAGCAGCUUUUUGGAGCGCUACACUCGCGUGUCUUCUGCUGCUGAAAUGAAGGCCCUCAAGCUGCAGCAGGAAGCCGAAAUGCUCGCCAAAAAGGUCCAAAAAGAAGAAGACAAAGCAGCAAAUCAAAAAGGCUACUCCGCAGUCUACACAGACUUAGACCCAGAAGAAGCAAACACCUAG
Molecule: messenger RNA, 442 nt
Organism: Eimeria necatrix
Lineage: Eukaryota; Apicomplexa; Conoidasida; Eucoccidiorida; Eimeriidae
Product: Probable ribosome biogenesis protein TSR3, related
Exons: 3
Biological process (GO): rRNA processing
Molecular function (GO): rRNA small subunit aminocarboxypropyltransferase activity
Source: RefSeq, a predicted model, not a curated record